This is a messenger RNA of Raphanus sativus (radish), 2185 nucleotides long. RefSeq names its product L-type lectin-domain containing receptor kinase V.5-like. Bases 197 to 2173 code for a protein of 658 amino acids. Gene Ontology annotation, cellular component: plasma membrane. Gene Ontology annotation, biological process: protein phosphorylation. The transcript has a single exon. The record is from RefSeq and is a predicted model, not a curated record. NCBI's taxonomy places the organism in Eukaryota, Viridiplantae, Streptophyta, Magnoliopsida, Brassicales, Brassicaceae. Gene Ontology annotation, molecular function: protein kinase activity; ATP binding; carbohydrate binding.
CUUUAUGCUUUUAUUAAUCGUUGCUUUUGGUUGUGGAAGAAAUGUUUGUUUGACUCUUUUCAAUUUUUGAUCCACAAUUAUCCUUAUGCCAAGAAGGUCACUGGUUUAUAUAAAGAUCAGGGACACGCUCUAGCUAGUUAUUCCCAUAAACAAAUUAGAAAGAAACAAAUAAAAACAAAAACAAAAAAAUCUGAACAUGUCUCGUGAACUCAAAGUCUUGCAAAUGUUUCGUCUUAUGUUCUUUACUCUCUCAUUAUUUACGUACUGCUCCAACGGCAAACUGAUCCCAGAGGGAGCUGCAGUUCUCGACUCCAGCGGUUUCGCCGUUUUGACGAAUACCACGAAGCAUUCCUACGGUCGAGUUUUUAACGACUACCCCUUUAACCCGAACCAGAAUUUCAGCUUCAACUUCUUCUUCGCGAUCGUCCCUGAGCAUAACCAUCAAGGCUCACACGGUAUGGCUUUCGUUAUCUCUCCCACAAGAGGCCUCCCCGGAGCUUCCUCUGAUCAGUACUUAGGAAUAUUCAACGAGACAAACAACGGUAAAGCUUCUAACAACGUGAUAGCUAUCGAGUUAGAUAUACAUAAAGACGAGGAGUUUGGUGAUAUCGAUGAUAAUCAUGUUGGUAUUAACAUUAACGGUAUGAGAUCUGUUGUCUCUGCUUCAGCUGGUUACUAUGAUAGUAAUGAUGGAAGCUUUAAGAAUCUUUCUUUAAUCAGCGGAAAGGUAAUGAGGCUUGUACUCGUUUAUAGCCAACUAGAUAAACAGCUCAAUGUUACGUUAAGCCCUGCUGAGCUCUCUGUUCCGCCGCUGAAACCACUUUUGUCUUUAAACCGAGAUCUCUCACCGUAUUUUUCGGAUAGUAUGUACUUUGGGUUCACUGCAUCGACUGGAUACACGGGAGCACUUCAUUAUAUGUUGGUCAUGUUCGGCUCUGGCGACACCGGCAGUCUACAGUGGGAUCUUAACGCAAUCCCCAUCCUACCUCCUUAUCCGAAGAAAUCGUUCGACAGAACAAGAACGGUUUUAGCGGUCUGCUUAGCCGUAUCCGUAACCGCUGCGUUUAUGGCCUCGUGGAUCGGUUUCGUCUUUUACUUGAGGCACAAGAAAGUUCAAGGGGUUCUUGAGGAGUGGGAGAUUCAGUAUGGACCUCAUAGGUUUGCCUAUAAAGAGCUUUUCAAUGCCACAAAGGGUUUCAAGGAUAAAAAAAUUCUAGGAAGAGGAGGUUUUGGUCAAGUCUAUAGAGGAACACUUCCAGGUUCUGAUGCAGAGAUCGCUGUGAAACGGAUUUCACAUGGUUCAAGUCAAGGAAAGAGCGAAUUUCUAGCCGAGAUAUCGACCAUCGGUCGGCUUAGACAUCCGAAUCUAGUCAGACUUUUGGGGUAUUGUAGACAUAAAGAGGAUCUCUUCUUGGUUUAUGACUUCAUGCCCAAUGGAAGCCUUGACAAGUGUCUAAACCAUACCAACACGAAUGAGAAUCAAGAACGGCUCUCUUGGGAUCAACGUUUCAAGAUCAUCAAAGACGUUGCAUCUGCUUUGCUAUACUUGCAUCAAGAAUGGAUACAAAUCAUUAUUCACCGGGAUAUCAAACCGGCUAAUAUUCUCAUCGAUCACGAAAUGAAUGCGAGGCUAGGAGAUUUUGGAUUGGCUAAGCUGUAUGAUCAGGGGAUCGAUCCUAAGACAUCUAAAGUAGCGGGAACUUUCGGGUAUAUCGCACCAGAGUUUCUAAGGACAGGAAGAGCUACGACGAGCACUGAUGUUUAUGCCUUUGGGCUGGUUAUGCUUGAAGUCGUUUGCGGUAGAAGGCUGAUAGAGAGGAGACAAGCGAAGAACGAAGAAGUUCUUGUGGAUUGGAUACUAGAGCUCUGGGAAAACGGGAAAAUAUUUGAUGCGGUGGACGAAAGCAUCCGUCAAGAACAGAACAGGGGAGAGAUUGAGCUUGUUUUGAAGCUUGGUGUGUUGUGCUCGCAUCAAGCUGAAUCGAUUAGACCGGAUAUGGGUGCGGUUACGGGGCUCUUGAAUGGCGUUUUGCAGCUUCCGGAUAAUCUUCUUGACGUGGUAAGAGCUGAGAACUUGAGAGGACGGCAUGAGAUAUCAAUGGAAGUGCUACUUGAUAUAUAUUCAGUGAGUAGAUUGACGCUUACACGUUCAUCCACCUCUCUUAGACGCUGAAACCUGAAAAAG